ACUGUCAGCAGGCACACACUUCUGGAUGUGAGAGACAAGCGUUGCACCAGUGGCAUCAGCAUCCACCUGCUCGUCCGGCUUCCAGCUUCAUCAUGUUCCCCGUAGUGGUGGAAAACAUCUACCUCCUGGUCAUCAUCACCCUCAUCAGCGUGCUUCAGAAUGUUUUCUUUGCUCAGAAGGUGGAGAGGGAGUGCAAGGGUAAGAACGGCCAAACAUCUGCUUUUGAGCGAGUCUCUUGCGCCAACCGUAACUGCAUGGAUGCCUAUCCCACCUUUCUGGCGGUGAUGUGGUGCGCUGGUCUGUGUCUCAGUCAAGCUCCUGCCGCCUUUGCCGGGAUCAUCUACCUUAUGGUCAGGCAGAAGUACUUCAUCGGAUACUUGGGACAAACCUCUCAAAGCACGCCAGGCUACCUGUUUGGAAAACGUAUCAUCAGCUUCCUGUUCCUGAUGUGCGUCGUGGGCAUCUUCAACUUCCUGCUGACACGCUACUACGGCAGCGACUACAAAGAAUACGUGGAGACCAUCACCAGCGCUGCAUCCGCCCUCCUCCUCCUCCCUUAGAUCAGCACGUGCCCUAAAACCUGACCCGUUGCGUUACUUUUGUAAAAGCAUUUAUUGCAUUGGAGGUUGGAUUACAAAAAAAUAAUGAUAAUAAUAAAAUCUUCUCAUAAGCAAA
Molecule: messenger RNA, 675 nt
Organism: Mugil cephalus (flathead mullet)
Lineage: Eukaryota; Metazoa; Chordata; Actinopteri; Mugiliformes; Mugilidae
Gene: alox5ap
Product: arachidonate 5-lipoxygenase-activating protein
Exons: 5
Coding region: 93-560 (155 amino acids)
Biological process (GO): leukotriene biosynthetic process
Cellular component (GO): nuclear envelope; endoplasmic reticulum; membrane
Molecular function (GO): enzyme activator activity; leukotriene-C4 synthase activity; glutathione transferase activity
Source: RefSeq, a predicted model, not a curated record